AUUGUCUUGCUGCCUCUUACAGAUAUGUAGAAGCUAGUUUCAGCUCUUCAGUUGCUAUGUGUCUUUGAUGUUGGUGAGAUGUUAACUCCAGCAUCCAUAGUGGAAUGAUGCUAAGUGUGGAUAGUGAGAAUAUAGACUUGGAAGGAGAAUAUGAGUCUUCAGAGAAGUGUGAGAUUGGCAAGGAUCCUGGGAGGGGAUUCUCAAUGGGAGGGAAGACCCCUGUUUCCUUGCUUCAAGAGCUUUGUGUCAAGAUGCAGCUCACACCCAAGUAUGACCUUGUCCAGAUUGAAGGCUCUGUCCAUGAACCCACAUUUCGUUAUCGAGUGGCAGUGGGGGAAUUCAUUGAAUAUGGAAGUGGACAAAGUAAGAAGAAGGCCAAGCAUGCAGCAGCAAGAGCCAUUCUUCAGGUGAUGAUAAAGUCUGGAAGAAUCAGUGAAUCAAGCAUUUCAGCUAUCCCUCUCAAUAAAGACAUAAUGAUGGCUCCAUUUGAUGAUGGAAUAGAGGGGAACCCAGUAGGAGCAUUGCAAGAGCUCUGCAUGGCUCGCAGGUGGCCCCCUCCUGUCUAUGAGAUGAUAGCUGAAGAGGGUCUUCCCCAUGAGAGGAAUUUCAAGUUGGCUGUCAUAGUAGGGAAACAUCGAGAGAUAGGUGCUGGGAAGAGCAAAAAGCUUGCCAAACGGCAAGCUGCUCACAGAAUGAUGCAGGUCCUACAUGAUGAAUUACCUCCUGAGUCAAGGAAUGGCACACUCUUGGAAGAUGAUGAUGAGUUGUCUCAUCUUGGGUUUGGGGGAGCUCGAGGGAGCAGAAAGGAUCGAGGGUCUUCGCAUCACACUCAGAGAAUCUCUCAGGCUCACAGAGACUUCCUUCCCCGCCUUUCACUUGAAACUUGUGCCACUCUUGAGAAAGGGGUUGAAAAUCCAGUUGAUAGAUUGGAAUCCCUUGGAAUUGAACACAUUUUUGACAUCACAUACAUUGACAUUGAGGAGACCACCAAGUCAGGCAAGCGGCUGUGCUUGGUGCAGUUGGCAACCCAUCCUAUUUCUGUGUGCCAUGGAAGUGGCGUGGAUAUGGAAGAAGCGAAGAAAGACGCUGCUCUUCGUGCCCUCUCCUUCCUUGCUUCCUUCCCUAAGCUCAAAUCUUGAUUAUCUUCCUCCAAUCAUGGAUCUCAGUAUUGCUCCCUCACAUCCCAGUGUAUUCUCAAAGCCUGUCAUCAGUAUAUUGCAUGUGCAUUCUUGUGCUGUUUUUCAUUAUGGAAAUAUAUCUGGAGUCAAAUUAAAAAAAAAUAAAACUUAUUUUAUAGUGGGCAGUGAGCAGAAUGAUUCUUACUUAAUGAAUAGGUGAAAAGGAAUAACAGGGCCAA
Molecule: messenger RNA, 1357 nt
Organism: Darwinula stevensoni
Lineage: Eukaryota; Metazoa; Arthropoda; Ostracoda; Podocopida; Darwinulidae
Source: the annotation of a GenBank genome assembly